AUGAUCCCGCUCCAUCAACCCUCUCAGGAGAGCGUCAUUCUUGUACAUCUCCAGCGCCUUUUCUUUCCAAGCAUCCCAUUCCAAUUCCCCAUCAACAUCAAUGGCUUUCCGGAGGGCCUGAAAGAGGCCAAGGAACCCCUUCCAAUCAGCAAGGUCAUACCCGCAGCAGAAUUCAAACCGGUGGAGGAUCCGCCCGUUCCUCACAGCUUCGGCAAGAUCAAGAUGACCUUUAUCCUCAAAUGCUUGCGCAAAUGCCAGUUCGUCCUCCCCGGGGUGGUUGAUCCCACCAUAGAAAUCAUCGACAACCCCUGUGAUAUUGUAAUCAUCGUCAAUGAGGAUAUGAUCACCUUUGUCGUCUGCAUGCUUCAAAUAGAACUGGUUGGGUUCGGCUUUAGCAGGUACAAUUUUGGAAACGCUGUCCAACAGGAAGCGGUGGAUCAGGAAUGCAUCGAUCGCUCGAUCAGCGUAUGCCUCUCCCCUGAUGAUGAGAUCUAA
Messenger RNA from Aspergillus lentulus, 495 nucleotides. The record is from RefSeq and is a predicted model, not a curated record. Lineage: Eukaryota; Fungi; Ascomycota; Eurotiomycetes; Eurotiales; Aspergillaceae.